Messenger RNA from Amaranthus tricolor (Joseph's coat), 1843 nucleotides. RefSeq names its product lysine histidine transporter-like 8. The coding region runs from base 171 to 1697 and encodes 508 amino acids. The transcript has 5 exons. Gene Ontology annotation, cellular component: plasma membrane. The record is from RefSeq and is a predicted model, not a curated record. NCBI's taxonomy places the organism in Eukaryota, Viridiplantae, Streptophyta, Magnoliopsida, Caryophyllales, Amaranthaceae.
UUGAACACCCUAUAUAUACCAUUCUAGUACUCUUACUACUAACCUCUAAGAAAACUUUAAAAAUAUUCAUGCAUGUUCCCAAAUCCUUCCUAAUUUCUAGUUUGUACAUGAAAAAAAAAGACUAAAGAAAACAUUACAAUUGGUAAUUGGUAUACACUAUAGUUAUUGAAAUGUCUAUUUCUAGUGAUCAUGUAUCAUUAUCUCCAAAGCAACUAUGGUGGUUCUUUUCCCAAUAUUCACCCGCCGGGACGCCGGCCCGUGAUGGGAUUAUGCCCAAAAAUAGCCCAAUAAGAAUUCAAGUAGUGAGCCCAAUGUUAAAGGCUGUUUCAAAUAUGCAUAGUUACUUAGAAGAAAUAGUGGGUCAUGAUCAUACAAAAGUUGAUCCUCAAGAUGCUUGGCUUCCUAUAACUGAAUCAAGAAAUGGAAAUAAAUAUUAUGCUGCUUUUCAUACUUUAUCUACAGGAAUUGUUUUCCAUGCUCUUCUACUUCCCUUUGCUUUUACUUCCCUUGGUUGGAUUUGGGGCAUUACUUGUUUAAUAUUGGGCUUCACAUGGCAAAUGUAUACAAUAUGGUUGCUAAUCCAAUUGCAUGAAACCGAGAAUGGCACACGUUAUAGUAGAUACCUACGACUCUCUAUGGCUGCCUUUGGUGAAAAGCUUGGGAAACUGCUCUCCUUGUUCCCAAUCAUGUAUUUAUCAGGUGGCACGUGUGUGGCACUCAUCAUGUUUGGAAGUGGAUCCCUCAAGAAAUUCUAUGAAACUUUGUGUGGACCCACUUCUAACCCACUUUCUACUGUUGAAUGGUAUAUGGUCUUCACUUCCUGUGCUGUCCUUAUGGCUCAGCUUCCUAAUCUCAACUCUCUUGCUUUUGUUUCACUCAUUGGAUCCGUUUCUGGUGUCGGGUAUUGUUCUAUCAUAUGGGUUUUAUCCGUAUGUAAAGACCGACCCAUGAAUGUGUCCUAUGGGUCGAGCCGAGCUGAGUCUGAGGUGUUUAGAGUGUGUGAGGUUGUCCAUGCUAUUGGGAUUAUUGCUUUGGCAUUUAGAGGGCACAAUUUAGUUCUUGAAAUUCAGGGAACAAUGCCAAGCAAUAUAAAAGAACCAUCAAAAAUAGCAAUGUGGCAAGGGGUCAAGUUUGCUUAUGUCAUCAUUGGAAUGUGCUUGUUUCCCAUUGCAAUUGCUGGAUAUUGGGCCUAUGGAAAUUUGAUUAUACCUACAACAAAUGAGGGCAUAUUAGAAAUCAUGUACAAAUACCAUAGUCACAACACAUCCAGGUUUGUACUAUGUCUUACAAGCCUGCUGGUUGUGAUUCAUUGCCUCAGCUCGUUUCAAGUCUAUGCAAUGCCAGUGUUUGACAAUCUAGAGUUUCGAUACACAAGCUGCAAGGAAAGACCGUGCCCUCGCUGGUUAAGAUCAGUCAUCCGAGCCUUCUUUGGAUGUUUAACCGUCUUCAUUGCAUUUACCAUACCAUUCUUGCCAAAACUCGCAGGUUUGUUAGGCGGGAUUGCGAUGCCUAUCACCUACGUAUAUCCUUGCUUUAUGUGGAUAAAAAUGAAGAAACCUCAACAGUUUAGCUUAAUGUGGUGGCUUAAUUGGGUGCUAGGAUGUGUUGGGAUACUUGUUAGUAUUUUGGUAGUGACUGGAGCUAUAUGGUAUAUUGUGAUCCAAGGAAUUCCAGUCCAUUUCUUCAGGCCACAAUAAUUUGUAACGAGUAAACGCAUUAACAAUACUACAGCUAUUAUAUAGAAGAACCUGAAUGCAAAUGUAAAGGUCGAAUAAUACAUAUACAGCUCGUUUGGUGAUCUGUAUUAAAUGGUGGGAAUGAUAAUAAAAAGUUAGUGUUAAUU